Xiphophorus couchianus (Monterrey platyfish) is the source of this 2261-nucleotide messenger RNA. It is a transcript of the gene nt5c1aa, whose product is annotated as 5'-nucleotidase, cytosolic IAa. The record is from RefSeq and is a predicted model, not a curated record. Lineage: Eukaryota; Metazoa; Chordata; Actinopteri; Cyprinodontiformes; Poeciliidae. Gene Ontology annotation, cellular component: cytoplasm; cytosol. Gene Ontology annotation, molecular function: nucleotide binding; 5'-nucleotidase activity; magnesium ion binding. The transcript has 8 exons. Gene Ontology annotation, biological process: adenosine metabolic process; nucleotide metabolic process. Bases 348 to 1511 code for a protein of 387 amino acids.
GGGGGUUGGAGGGCAGUGAAAGAGAGAGAGGUGGCAACAGAUGGAGAGCUGCAUAGCCUGAAACACUGAGACCAGGGACAGGCAGAAUGUACGUCUGCCUGCGUCUGCGUGCGGUCAAACUGUCACCCAAGAGGGACUGAGUGUGGGAUAAUAACUGUGAAGCGUCUUUCAUGUCCUCUGGAUUGGAUGCUGAGAGCAGUAAUCCUCUUGGGACGGGGAAAAUAGAGAAAAAAAGAGGCUGGGUACGGGGCAGAGCUCACGAGGAAGAAGAGGGAACUCUUCGGUGUGAUUUAAGGGCAGGAGUGUAAGGGUUGACAGCUGUUGAGGCGCAGACAGAGGGACUGUCUAUGGUGAAGAUGAGUCUGGACGCCAUACAGGUGAUGAGCGGACAGGUGAAGGAGCUCAAAGUUUCCCCUUCGUCCAAUGGAGACACCAGAGGCUCCUGGGAGGGGAAAGAGGAGUUCGACCCCAACCAGCUGGAGCUGACCGCCAAGCCGAAGCCGGUGACAGGCAGACGGGCCCGGAAGGUGGAGGGAGCCGUGUUCUUCCCAAAGCCAGAGAACGCCGUGACGGUGGCCGUCUCUUCCCGGGUCUUGUUUCGGACCGAGCGGGAGCAGAAGGUGUUCGAGCAGAAAGGAGUGGAGGAAUACCUGAGAUACCAAAUCGAGCACGAGAAUGAGCCCUUCGCGCCGGGACCCGCUUUUCCUUUUGUCAAGGCUCUGGACGCGGUCAACACUCGCCUGAGGGAGCUGUACCCCCAGAGUGAAGAACUGUUCGACAUCGUCUUGGUGACGUACAAUCACGCUCAUGUCGGGAUCCGGCUCAUCAACACCAUCAAUCACCACAACUUAUUUAUUGAGAGGUUCUGUAUGACCGGAGGAAGCAGUCCGAUUGGCUACCUGAAGGCCUGGCACACCAACCUCUACCUGUCUGCAGAUGCUGAGAAAGUCAGGGAGGCGCUGGCUGAAGGCAUCGCAGCAGCAACCAUGUUCAUGCCAGAGAAGCUGACCGAGGUGUCGGAGUCUCAGCUGAGAGUGGCGUUCGAUGGCGACGCCGUCCUGUUCUCUGACGAGUCUGAGCGCAUCUUCAAGACCCACGGCCUGGACAAGUUCUUCGAGCACGAGAAGGAAAACGAGGACAGACUCCUGGAUCACGGUCCCCUGAAGGGUUUCCUGGAGGCUCUGGGGAAGCUGCAGAAGAAAUUCUACGCCAAAGGCCAACGCCUGGACUGUCCCAUCCGCACAUACCUGGUCACGGCUCGGAGCGCGGCCAGCUCAGGGAUCCGGGCGCUGAAGACGCUCAGGGCCUGGGGGCUGGAGAUCGACGAGGCGCUGUUCCUCGCCGGCGCCCCCAAGGGCCCGAUGCUGGAGAAGAUCCGGCCACACAUCUACUUCGACGACCAGAUGUUUCAUGUGGAGGGCGCGGCGGAGAUGGGCACCGUCGCCGCGCACGUUCCUUAUGGGAUUGCACAGAAAUAUAACAGCCAGCAGAAGAUGAGCUCAGGAAAGUAAAAAAAAAAAAAAAAAAAAAAAACUCGACAGCAACAAAGGGGGGGGGGAGGAUCCUGGAGUGGAAGAGAAGCUUAACUUAUACUGUUAAAUGUUCGCAAAAUGCACUAAGGUCAAGGAGAGGUCUGGAACCCGAGAUGACCUGGAAGAAAACAUGACUGUCCCCUGUAAAACCCAACGCCUUAGUGAGUCGUCUGCUGGGGAGAUUUAGGAAAUAUUGCCCUGCAUAAGACAGCAAGUGUUUCAUUGCCACUAUAAAUGCACUAUUAUUCACUCUCCUCCUUGACUUCCUAAGAAAACAAAACCCCGUCUCUACAAACAUGCAAAGCAUCACUGUAAGUAAACCCUUACACCGAAUGUUAUUGAGCUACAAGCACAAAGCAGAGACUGUUAGAUUACAUACAGGGUAAAUAUAUAACAGAGAUAUACUGUAGCAAAUUAGUAGUAAUAUAGAAUGCUGGAAAUCAUUUAGUAAUUUUGAUUUCAGAGAAAUGUAAAAUGUAUAUAUAUAUUUGUAAACUACUGUACAAUGACAUGUUGGGACAACUGUAGAUAGAAAAGAACCCCCAAAAAACAAGUAGUACAUUUUCACCAAAAAACAGAAUGUGAUUCUUGAGAUCAAUCUCAAAAUCCGAUCUCCUUGAAAGUCAAAAAAAUCGCCAGAAAAAGCUGAGAAAUGUUGAGGUUAAGCGCAGACAUUUUCUGGGUAAAGCAAAAAAAUUAGCUCGCAACAUUUUCUCAGAAAUCUUUGAG